Messenger RNA from Poeciliopsis prolifica (blackstripe livebearer), 2746 nucleotides. It is a transcript of the gene traip, whose product is annotated as TRAF-interacting protein. NCBI's taxonomy places the organism in Eukaryota, Metazoa, Chordata, Actinopteri, Cyprinodontiformes, Poeciliidae. The record is from RefSeq and is a predicted model, not a curated record. Bases 1011 to 2348 code for a protein of 445 amino acids. The transcript is spliced from 16 exons.
CAACAUGCUAGUUAGCGGAAGUGGGAAUUGUGGGAUAUGAAGUCCCGAGUCCAGAAAAAGAGAGGCACUUGAAAGCUGUGAGAACGAAGUCACAUAAUGUAAAUACUGUCUGGCGCAGAUCUCGAGGAGUUUGUGCAGAGUUCUGGAGAGCACGGCGUCAUCAUCAUGUCUUUGGGAACGUUUGUGCCCAACCUUCCAGAUGACCUGGCAAAUAAGACUGCGGCCUCCAGAAGGCCAUCUGGAGCUACAACGGAAGCAAACCAUCCACUCUUACACAUUACUGGUGGACCGGAUGAAGACCUUUUAGAGCAUCCAAAGGUGAAGCUGUUUGUGGAGGAACCAACGGAGUCCAAGAUUAUUAGACUAUUUUUUAUUUUCUUUGAGAAUUUUUUGUUGGGAGUAAUGUACUUUAUUGCAGUUACAUACUGUGUUUUAAUGAGGGCUUUUCGUGUGAUUCUAUACAACUUGAACGUAUUUUUUAUUUAUUGUUUUAGCGUCUGCUACAAUAAAAGUAUCGCAAAAAGUCCCACAAAAUCUACUACUGGACACACUGACUGCGACAAAACUGACGCACGAAAAGCACCGUGAACGCACCAUGUGGGGGCGGGGCUUAACGUUUGAACGCCUAGCGGGGAAACGCACAGACGGAGGAAAUACUGCGCGACUGUUAGCUAUCUGUGGUUUGAGUCACAAUGUGGCGCUAGCUAGGUUCAAAUAAAGCUUUACGGGUAUGUUUAGGGAUACUUGAGAUUGUUCCGAAGGACUGUGCUGUAACUUGGCGUCUCUAUUUAGUAAGUAUGAACACCGGUAACGUAGGCGUUAGCUCCGUUGCUGCUGUAGCUAUCACUGUCUCGCGAGACAACAUUCAGUUCAAAACAUAUCCUGUUAAACACGCUGACAGCUGGUGAGAUAGUAACACAGUAAAGCCGUGACGUGAACCGUUUGUUGUUUCUGUUAUACAACACGAACCGGUCGAGCCCCCUCCCCUUUUUCCGGUUUUUAAAAUAAAAAUGCCCAUUAGAGCCUAUUGUACGAUCUGCUCCGACUUCUUUGAUCACGCCAGAGACGUGGCUGCCAUUCACUGCGGACACACUUUUCACUACGAAUGUCUUCUUCAGUGGUUUCAGACCGCUCCAACCAAAACCUGUCCUCAGUGCAGAAAACAGGUCAGCACCAGACACAUCAUCAACAAGCUGUUCUUUGACAUUGGAGGAGAGGGGGAGGAAGGGUCUGUGGACCCAGAGAGCCUGCAGAAUGAGGUUGAUCGAAUGAAGGCACUGCUGAGUUCUAAAGAUCGAGACUGGCGGGAGAAACAGAAGGCGAUGGACGGCUUGAAGGACACGGUGAACAAGCAGAGGAGAGACCUGGAUGCCGUGCGGAAAGAGGUCAUGGAAAAGGAGAUGGUCUGCGUCGCUCUCAAAAAGCAGAUGGUGUAUUUGGAGACGCAGCAGAACGAAAUUCACGCAGCGAAGGAGGAAAUCCGCAGACUGAGGGGCAAAAUGAAAACCUUGGAAGGCCUGGACAUGCUGCUGCAGGGUCAGCGAGGCGAAGUGGAGUCCAUGAUCACAGAUAUGGGUGUGAGCCAGGCAGCAGUGGAGCAGCUCUCUAUUUACUGCAUCUCUCUGAAGAAAGAAUAUGAUGACCUCAAAGGAAGCCUCAAGUCUUCAAACGACAUGUGCGAGAAGCUGAAGCGAGAAGUUCUCUCCUCAAACAGCAAGCUGGAGAAGGCUUCCCGGGAGGCACUUCUGCUCAAAGAGGAGUUGAAGUCUCUGCAGAAAGACCUGGCCGGCGCCGACAAGGAGAUCUCGAGUCUCAAGAAGAAAGUGGAGUUUCUCCAGAAGACUCUGAGCACGCCGACCCGCACCAACGAAGCCCUCAGCAGGCUCGUCUUCGAAAGCCCGGCGCCUCUGGAACUGAAGCCCCCCCACCACCACCAGCCCGCGCGCGGAGACGACAUCGACCUCAACAUGACCUAUGACAUCGCCACGCCUGACGACACGUCAAAGAGACCGUCCCAGGUUCCCUCGAAGAAGAUGCGGCUGGGAACGUCUUCUUCGAAACACAGCGAGAAACUUUCCUCCCUGAGCAAGAAUGAAGAUUCAACGCUCGAUCCUUUUCUGAGGAACUCCCUCCUCUUCAGAAAGAAGACUUUCGGAAGCAUGUUGGACCCUCAGAAGAAGGCUGGAGUCGUCCAAACUGGCUAUGAUGGAUUAGGAGGACGGACUAAAUUCAUCCAACCUUCUCCUUUAUCCGAGAUCCGGCCUCUGCUGAAAGCCAAAAGGAAAAAAGUGACUCGGCCUCCCUCUAAGAUUCCAACAUGUCUGACUCUGGACAGCUUCCUGGAAUGAAGUCGGGACGUUUGGGGCUGAAACAAAUCAUUGGUGCUGCUGUGGCCCAGCAGGGGGACCAGGAGACGGGUCGGGACAAGACGGCAGCAGAACUUUGUAAUUACUACUUUAUUGAAAAUCAGAAGAACGCACCUCAGAAAACAACAAAUGCUGCCUUUAUUUUUUAACAUCAACAUGCCUGAUAUAGUCUCUUUUUUUGUUGUGUGUUUAUAUAAAUUUGUUCACAGUCUGGCCUGAAGCACUUCUGACUAGAAGCAUGAUUGUCUGAGUUUAUUUUCCCGUUUUCAGCUGAUUUUCACAGCUUUUUUUCAUAAAAAUGUACAUUUGGAUUAAUUAUGUUUUGUUUUUUAAUCUCUCGCUUAGUGUCAGCCAGCUCAAAAAUAAACUUUUUAUUAUUA